Molecule: messenger RNA, 2727 nt
Organism: Pygocentrus nattereri (red-bellied piranha)
Lineage: Eukaryota; Metazoa; Chordata; Actinopteri; Characiformes; Serrasalmidae
Gene: usp3
Product: ubiquitin specific peptidase 3
Exons: 16
Coding region: 396-1970 (524 amino acids)
Biological process (GO): protein deubiquitination
Cellular component (GO): cytoplasm
Molecular function (GO): cysteine-type deubiquitinase activity; zinc ion binding
Source: RefSeq, a predicted model, not a curated record
UGCCUUAUCUUCGAGAAAUUGUUGGUGGCUUUUAAAGGCGUAUUUCUUUCAAGUCGCUUAUUUAUCUCGCUCCUAAACUCUGCGACCCCACUGACCCGUCUACGUCAUCUGCUAGCGCUGGGUGCCCACUUCCUCCAGAGCCGCUUUCUCCGCUUAGUUUAGCGCUUACACUCAGCAGCGCCGAGCAAACGGUGACCCGACCCGUUAUAUUCCUCCCAGAGUCCAAAAAGACCGAGAACGCGUUUACACUAAGGCGUUUCAGCGGCAGGUGUUGUAUCGAGCUUCUCGGCGAAGCAGUCAGCAGAGACCGUGCUGGGCGGCAAAGUUGUUCUGUGGUUAGUUUGGUGCAGUAGUGGCCGCGUGGUUGUCUGUCCGCCUGUCUGUCUCUCUUUCUGAUGGAGUGUCCUCACCUCAGCUCGAGCCUGUGUGUCGCGGUGGACCCCGCUCGGUUCCCCAGCGGCUCGCCAUCUUCAUGGUGCUGUAGCGUUUGCCGGUCAAACAAAAGUCCCUGGGUUUGCCUCACCUGCCUGAAUGUGCAUUGUGGAAGAUAUGUCAAUGGCCAUGCAAAGAAACAUUUUGAGGAGAUUCAGAGUCCAACAAGUGGUCAAAGAAAACCAGAGAAGGAGAAAUUUCAGCAGCAUUCUGUGUGUAUGGACUGCAGCAGCUAUAGCACAUUCUGUUACCGAUGUGAUGACUUUGUGGUAAAUGACACCAAACUGGGUCAGGUGCAGCGGGUGAGAGAGCAUCUUCAGAGUUUAGAAAGCUCUGUGACGAAUACUGACAGACAGAGAAAAAGAAAGCUCUCAGGUAGUGCAUCUCCUGACAAGAUCCCAGAGGAUUGUGGUGGCCCUCCUGCUUUGUCUGCCACUGGUUUGCGCAACCUGGGCAACACAUGUUUUAUGAAUGCCAUCCUCCAGUCCCUCAGUAACAUUCUGGAAUUCAGUUGCUACUUUAAAGAAUUGCCAGCAGUGGCGCUGCGGAGCGGGAAAACUGCAGGAAGAAGAAUGUACCACACCAGAAGCCAGGGGGACAGCAGUGUGUCCCUGGUAGAGGAGCUCAGGAAAACCCUGUGUUCCCUUUGGCAAGGGAAUCAGACUGCCUUCAGUCCAGAUGCUCUGUUCUAUGUCAUCUGGAAAAUAAUGCCAAGUUUCAGGGGCUACCAACAGCAAGAUGCUCACGAGUUCUUGCGGUACCUGCUGGAUCACCUGCACAGAGAGCUGCAGGGAAGUAGGAAUGGAUUACCUGGUCCCAGCCUGCUUUCAGACAGGCCAAAUCUUACCUCAGAAAGCAAAUGUUGCAUUAAUGGGACCCCCACAAUAGUCACCUCUGUAUUUGGCGGAGUGCUUCAGAAUGAAGUCAACUGUUUGAUAUGUGGCACAGAGUCAAGGAAAUUUGACCCAUUUUUAGACCUCUCUUUGGACAUUCCUAGCCAGUUUCGAGUAAAACGAACUAAGGACCAAGAGCCAGGGCCAACCUGCAACCUGCACAACUGCCUUUCUAGUUUCACUGACCUGGAGGAGCUUGAUGAAACAGAGCUGUACAUGUGCCAUAAAUGUAAAAAGAGACAGAAGUCCACCAAAAAAUUCUGGAUCCAGAAACUGCCUAAGGUCCUAUGUUUGCAUCUAAAGAGGUUUCACUGGACAGCUUUUCUGAGGAACAAGGUUGAUACCUAUGUGGAGUUCCCACUGCGAGGCCUUGACAUGAAGCGCUAUUUACUGGAGCCUGAAAACAGUCUUCCUGAAAGCUGCCUGUAUGACCUUGCUGCAGUAGUGGUGCAUCAUGGAUCUGGGGUGGGAUCAGGUCAUUACACGGCAUAUGGGCAUCAUGAAGGCCGCUGGUAUCACUUCAACGACAGCACUGUGACUCUGGUCAAUGAGCAGACGGUGGCCAAAGCUAAGGCCUAUAUCCUGUUCUACACUGAGCGGACAGAGCAAGACAGGAUGACCUCAGAGACUGAGCCCAAGCUUUAAUCAGCUUUACUGUACCAAGAAGCCUUCAAAAUAAUAUUCCACCUAUCUUGUAUACAGUUCCAUGUUCAGCUUCAGUUGGCAUUUCCCUCAUACCAACAACACAAAAAAACCUCAGUAAAACCUAAUUGCUGCUGUUUUUUUUUUUUUGUUUUGUUUUUAUUAAAGAAAACAUUCCUUUUGCUUAGUUAAGAGUCCAAAGGUGGUUGUCAUAUUAGUGGAGAGAAUGCUUUGUUCAUACUAAAAGGCAGUCAAUGGUGAAGCGUUGUAUAUGGUGAAAUCAGGAAUGUUGGUAUUUUAAUUUUUUUCCCUCUGCUGGUGAUUGUACCAGUCAUGUCUCUAUCUUAGACAUUGGUCACCUGUUUAAUCAGGUCAGUUGGGUUCCACAAAAGACCGUUUAUGUAAAUGAAGUUUUUCAGCCUCAAAUAUUGUUAUUGCUGUUGGUAUAGAGACAUUUCUACACUGAAACUUGAAAGAGCCUUAUUUGCAUUCAAAGUAAACCCUUUUUUAUGGCACACAACUAGUUUAAUCUCAUGUAUAGCUCCACCUCAAAAAUGUGAAAAGGACUUUUAAAGUGAAGCUCUCAUAGUCCUUGAAGUGUUGGGUUCUUCAUCCUUAGACAUGUUUGUUUUAUUUAUACCGUUUUACUGAGAGAAAGCAUAGACCGUGAUUUAAAACCUGAUGCUACCAUAAUGACGUGAGUACUCAUUUCAUGCCGUCACUUACAGAAAAAAAGUAAAGAGAUGCCAGUGGAUUAAAA